UUCGAAGUCUUGGUUUUUUUCAGUUGAGACUCAUUUUGUGAUGGAGGCAGUGUUGAAGUCUCCCUGUGACGAACAGCACCCUCAGCAGGCUGAAGACUUCCACGGGAAUCUUGAGCAGAACAGCAAACUUUCAGCAGGAGUAAAAAAAGAUAUUGAAAAACUUUAUGAAGCAGUGCCACAGCUUGUAAAUGUGUUCAAAAUAAAGGAAAAAAUCGGAGAAGGUACUUUUAGUUCUGUUUACUUGGCCACAGCACAGCUGCAAACAGGAUAUGAGGAAAAAAUGGCUCUGAAACACUUGAUUCCAACCAGCCACCCUCUGCGAAUAGCUGCUGAACUUCAGUGCCUCACAGUGGCAGGGGGACAAGAUAAUGUUAUGGGAGUUAAAUACUGCUUUAGGAAAAAUGAUCACGUUGUUAUUGUUAUGCCAUAUCUGGAGCAUGAAUCCUUCUUGGACAUUUUGAAUUCCCUUUCCUUUGAAGAAGUGAGGGAGUACAUGUUUAAUCUGUUUAAAGCGCUGAGGCGCAUUCAUCACUUUGGUAUUGUUCACCGUGACGUCAAGCCCAGCAACUUCCUCUACAACAGGCAGCUAAAAAAGUAUGCCUUGGUAGAUUUUGGCUUGGCACAAGGAACCCCUGAUACCAAAAUUGAGCUUCUUAAAACUGCACACUCUGAAGACCAGCAGGGAAGUUGCUUGCAAACGAAUCCCAUUGUAGCCCUGGGAAAUGGGGUUUCUGUCAGUGUCACAGCACCUAAACAGAUAGCUCAACAGUCAGCCUCAAAAGCAGCUGAUAGAAGGUCCAGCUCGCUUUCAAAAGUACAGAUGAAACAAGGAAGAGGAGGAAAGGAGGACUCUGUGCACCACUCUGUCCAGCGCUCUGUCUUCGGAGAGAGGAAUUUCAAUGUCUAUAGCUCCACAUACCAGGAGAGCUCAAGCACAAAACUCAUAAAACAAUCCAAAGUGAUAGAUGUUUCAUCUAGGAAGUUAGUAACAAAGAAGAAGAUUAUUUCUACCAAAACUGUGAGCAAUGGGGCAGCCAGGAAAGCUGCCAGUGGUUGCCCUUUAAACCUGCUCUGUGGCUGUUAUGCAACGGAUAGAGUUUGCAGUAUUUGCCUUUCAAGGCGUCAGCAAGUGGCUCCCAGGGCAGGAACACCUGGGUUCAGAGCACCAGAAGUAUUAACAAAGUGCCCCACUCAGACCACAGCAAUAGACAUGUGGUCUGCAGGAAUCAUAUUCCUUUCUCUACUCAGUGGACGGUAUCCAUUUUUCAAAGCAAGUGAUGAUUUAACUGCUUUGGCACAAAUCAUGACAGUUCGUGGGUCCAGAGAAACCAUUCAGGCUGCGAGAACUUUUGGAAAAUCAGUUGUGUGUACCCAAGUUGUCCCAGCUCAAAACCUACGAACCCUCUGUGAAAAGCUGAGAGGAACAAAUAGCAGCUGUAAGAGACCUCAGGGGGAAGGGCCCAGCAUGUCUGAAAACAGCACAGCGUUGCCAGUUGCAGCAGACAAGCCCCGUGCUCCUGAGACACUCGGAAAACAAGCUCAACACUUAGAGAGUUUUCAGGAAGGUGACGGUGCUUCGGAAAUGAAGGCAACUGACAUGAAAGGAUGGGAUCAGGUUCCUGAUGAAGCAUAUGACCUACUUGAUAAGCUACUAGACUUAAACCCUGCAACAAGAAUAACUGCAAAAGAGGCUUUGCUGCAUCCUUUUUUUAAAGAUGUAAGGCUCUGAGAAGAUAACUUACUGUUAUUCCUUUGACAUGUUUUGUGUGGAAAUUGAAUACUUAGGCAGUUUUACCUUGUUGCCCUCAAUAUUUACACUUACUGAAAUAACAUCACACUGUGCUCUGAACUACUGAAAUUUUGUCUUGUACAGUUAGACUGCAAGUGUCAGUUUAAGAAAUACUUGCAGAUGCAAAAGUUACAUAAACAUCACUAACAUGAUCUUAUCCUAGGAGGAUUAUUAACUUCCAAGAGGUUAUUGCUGUGCAUACCUGUUCUCUAAGAAAGUUAACUUUGAUCAAAGACAGCAAAGAAAAGGGAGUUUCAUAAGCUCUAUGCUUAAUUCUCGAGAUAUUCCCUUAAAAUUUACAAGUUUGCCUCAAGGUAAGACUGAAAUAAAGUGUUUGAGAGACUUUUCUGUACUUACGUCUCUCUGCUUUGUUCUUGUUUAGUACAUGGGGGACUGAAAAUGAAACAAAGUGUAUUCAUUUUGUUAGGACUAUUUUCAGAGAACAAUACUACUUUGGGAGUGGUGCUAGAGGAAAGGCCAGGUGCUUGAGCUUAUAUCAUCAAAAGAAAAACAGAACUUUUAAAAGCACAAUUUUGUUCCUAUCUGGCCGUAGGCAAUAGUAAUAAAUGCAGUCACUCAUUUUGCAUAGCCCAUGUUUCCUCAGUGCCAUGGGUAACUGUCAAUAUUCCACAGCUGCUGCCUUCAGGAUGUCUUGGGUGCAAGGCAUAGGUUUAAUUUCUGUUAUGGAAACUUGAU
Messenger RNA from Prinia subflava (tawny-flanked prinia), 2485 nucleotides. It is a transcript of the gene CDC7, whose product is annotated as cell division cycle 7. Gene Ontology annotation, cellular component: nucleus. The transcript has 11 exons. The record is from RefSeq and is a predicted model, not a curated record. Bases 41 to 1729 code for a protein of 562 amino acids. Gene Ontology annotation, biological process: protein phosphorylation; mitotic DNA damage checkpoint signaling. NCBI's taxonomy places the organism in Eukaryota, Metazoa, Chordata, Aves, Passeriformes, Cisticolidae. Gene Ontology annotation, molecular function: protein serine/threonine kinase activity; ATP binding.